UGGGUUGUAUGAUUCUCAAUACGUUGGAAGACUCUUGCGCUACGGUACGAAAGAAAAUCUUUCCACAUGGAUACAGAACUGAGCUGAUAGAACUUCUACGGAUAGCCUGGCCGAUUACAAUAGAAGGCUUUUUACAGUAUGCUAUAUUGUCCGUGAGUUUUUUAUUUUGUGGACAUCUUGGGAAAGAAUCUUUAGAUGGAGUUCAGUUAGCUAGCUCAACAAUAAAUGUUGUUGGUUUUUCUGUUAUGAUAGGCCUUACUACUGCAUUCGAUACUUUAUUGUCGCAGACAUUUGGGAGCCAUAACAAGCAAGAUCUUUGUUUAAUUUUACAAAAAGGAAUUUUGAUAAUGCUAUUGGCUUGCAUACCUAUAUUCGCCAUCUUUGUUAACACGGAAUAUUUACUGAUCCUCGUCGGCCAAAAUCGUGAGGUAGCAAAACUGAGUGGUCAAUACGUUACAAUUGCUAUUGCUGGAUUUCCAGGUUGUGUGAUAACACUUGCUCUCAUGAAAUAUUUGCAGUGUCAGAAUAUUGUUAUACCUGGAGUUCUUUUACAGUUAGUCGCAAACAUCCUCAAUGUUGUGUAUCAUCUGAUUUUGGUAACCGGAUUCGGUUUUGGUGUCAGAGGUGCUGCAGUAGCUGUUGUAUGUACAUUCUGGACUCAACUGUUCUUAUACUUGAUUUUUAUACGAUGUAGUAAAAUCUAUAAAGAAGAAUGGACAGGGUGUAGAAAAGAAGCCUUCCUUGAAUGGGGCACAUUUUUAAAUUUAGCGAUCCCUGGAAUAUUUAUGAUAUCAGUAGAUUGGUGGAGUUUUGAAAUAUCAGUCAUAAUAGUAGGUUACCUUGGGAAAGUUCAAUUAGCAGCGCAUAGUAUAGUGUACCAGAUACAUAGUGAACUAUAUAUGAUCUCAUUAGGCAUAUCUUCAGCCGUAUGUAUAAAAGUUGGACAAAAUGUUGGAGCUGGGGAUCCAAUAAAAGCGCAGACGUCAGCUAGAGUGGGAAUCUUGGUUGGAUGCCUGAGUUCUUUGUUUACAAGUACAUUUUACCUUUCUAUGAAAGACAUUGCACCAAAAGCGUAUACAAGCGAUAGCGAAAUCUUACACUGGACUUCAAAAGUGAUGCCGCUGAUAGCUACAUUUAAUUUAUUCGAUAAUUUAAUGCUUGUUUUGAAUGGUAUUUUACGCGGAACAGGCCAUCAGAAGUACGGAGGCAUUGUUACGGUUAUAGCACAUUAUAUUAUAGGAAUACCGCUCCUGGUAGUGUUCGUACUGUAUACCAAUUUGAAGAUAGCAGGUGUAUGGUGGGCUUUCUGUAUAGUUAUUGUAAUCAUGUUUAUACUGUAUGCUGCGAAGACAUAUUCACUUAACUGGGAAUAUGAAUGUAAAAAGGCUCAAGAAAUGACAGCAGUUAACAUAAAAGACCCUACUGAUUAUGGAGGCAACCACAACACAUCAUGUAGUUAUACAGAAGCCGAACCAAGUGAUAACGAUUAUCGUCAGUUGUUUGAACAAAACAAAGGAGAGUCGUCCAUAUCAUUGUAUAAAUUAAUUAUAUGUCAACGGUGCUUAAUAUUUGUUUCAUUACUACUGAUUCUAGUAGCGAGUAUUGUAAUGAAUAUGUUCUGUAAUCAUAUAUAUAGAAAUAACUCACAAUGUAACGGAAAUAAUACAAUGUAUAAUAUGACUCAAUAUGCUAAUGUUUCUAGUAAUGAUAUUGUUUGCCAACCUUAACCAUUUUUACUGCAUAUUCGUAUUCAGAUUUGAGUAAGAUUAUGAAUAAUGUAUUGUAACAUCAUAUUUAGAUUUGAGUAAGAUUAUGAAUAAUGCAUUGGAACAUCAUAUUUAUAUUUGAGUAAGAUUGUGAAUAAUGCAUUGGAACAUCAGAAGUGACCAUAUUGUAUGUAGUUGUAUCUUGUUUUGUUUGGCAAUA
This is a messenger RNA of Mytilus trossulus (common blue mussel), 1926 nucleotides long. RefSeq names its product multidrug and toxin extrusion protein 1-like. Gene Ontology annotation, cellular component: membrane. Lineage: Eukaryota; Metazoa; Mollusca; Bivalvia; Mytilida; Mytilidae. Bases 9 to 1727 code for a protein of 572 amino acids. The transcript is spliced from 18 exons. Gene Ontology annotation, biological process: xenobiotic detoxification by transmembrane export across the plasma membrane. Gene Ontology annotation, molecular function: antiporter activity; xenobiotic transmembrane transporter activity. The record is from RefSeq and is a predicted model, not a curated record.